AUGCCUUUGAGGACCGGACUUUUUCUCCUGAUGGUGCUGAACGCAUCUGCAUAUGAACUGGAUCAAAACGAGUCUUAUUCGCCCAGGAGAACACGCUUUUCUGCCAAUAGCCCUUCAGAUGUGGCACGCUGUCUCAACAGUGCCCUCCAAGUUGGCUGCGGAGCCUUCGCCUGCCUGGAAAACUCAACUUGUGACACAGAUGGCAUGCAUGACAUCUGCAAGUCCUUCCUAUACAGUGCUGCUAAAUUUGACACUCAGGGUAAAGCAUUUGUGAAGGAGAGCCUUAAGUGCAUUGCCAAUGGCAUCACCUCGAAGGCAUUCCCCACCAUCCGCCGCUGCUCCACCUUCCAAAGAAUGAUCUCUGAAGUUCAAGAGGAAUGUUACAGCAAGCUGGAUAUCUGCACUGUUGCCCGAUCGAAUCCAGACGCUAUUGGCGAGGUGGCGCAGCUACCAAGUCACUUCCCCAAUAGGUUUUAUGGUAAGCUGCUACAGAGCCUGAUGGACUGCGAUGAGGACACAGUGGAUCCGGUUAGGACCAGCAUGGUGUCGCGGCUGGGCCCAGAGAUGACCAUGCUUAUUCAGCUGCUGCAGAACAAGCCCUGCCCAUCCACUGCUGUGGCUGCAGCUGCCGCCAUCCCAACUGGAGUGGAGGGCCGUGGGAGCUGGCGCUGGUCCAUGGGUCCCCAUAUGUACAAGAUCCAGCCUAAUCUGCGAAACAGAGACUCUGCCAGUCAUUUUGGCAAAAAGCGCUCUGCCAGUGACAGCUCCUAACUUCCACUCAGAUUCAGAAACUCCACACACUCCUCAAAACAUCAUGAAAGCUCCUCUAUUCCCUAGGGGUGCUCAAAUCCAUUCCUUCGCUAGACUGGAAGUUACAGAAAUAUGCACCUCUAGGGAAUGCCGGAUCGCCCAUAGAGUUGAUAUCAGAGUUUGAUUGUUGUUAUAUUGUAUAUCCUACACUUUAGGCUUGAGAGAACCCCCCUUCCAUCAAGUCCGCUCACAGUUUAGUGUUGAACAUGUGGCUGUUGCAUCUGUGCGACAUGGUCCUGUUCACUCCUCUUCACCUCCUCCAACAGAGAUGAAUCCUUAAGAAGUGUUUCGAUGCCAAACGAAAAGAAAGAAAAGAUAAAAACAGCCAUGGUGGUUCACACCUCUAGAGCGCAAGUCCAUACUUUAAAAGACAAAGAUUCUCAUAAUCCCAACAUUUAUUCAUGAAUAGAAAUCUGUAGCUGGAUUAUUAUUAGUUCAUUGAUAGUAAUGGAACAUUAUUGGUAGAUGUAUCUAAAUAUUUCAGUGAUGAGGCCAGUCAAAUUGUGAGCAUGAGAUGUGGAAAUGAGUUUCAUAUCCAUUUUUGACUAACAGUUCAAAUGUACUGUAUACUAAGUUAUCUGAGACAGCCAUAGCUAGCCCUCUAAACGAGAGCGCUCAUGCGGAGUGAGGUCUGUAGAGGUUUCAUGAUAACCUUUGACAGGUUACCUUAAACUGACCAAAAAACUUCAAACUGCCCUGAAUGCUAUUCAUGAAAUAACAAAAUAGUGUAUAGCUAUAACUCUUAUAAUAGUUUUUUUUUCUGAUGGCAGAUGUAGCCAUGGUCAUGUGUUUCAAAUCAUCAUCCUGCACAUAAGGAUUGUCCAGGUCGUGGCCAAGUCUAACUAUCAGAAAAAGUCCAUUUUGCAUAUCUUGUAUCCAGACACAUGUAAUGCAUAUGACUGUUGAGCUCUACGAUAUAUAUAUAUAUAUAUGGGACCAUGUUUAGUGGAAUCUGUAUCCAUGUUCUAAGCUGAGCGUGAAGCAGUAGUGUAUGUGCAGUAGCUGAUUAGCACGUUCACCGAUGAGACUGAGAGCGGCCAUCUUUUAGACUGAUGAUCAUCAUUCUCUGAGGUGAAUAACGUGACAUACACACUGGCUUCCAGUGUCAAGAUUAAGAGUGUAUAUUUAAAAAAAAAAAAAAAGCCUUGUUGGAUGAUAUUUAUUUUCCUACUAUAUUAUUUAAUUGCAUUAUUGUAGUUUUAAUUAGUUUACAGAUUUAAAAAAGCAGUUCAGUCACAGCUCCUAUUUGAACAUGAGCUCUAUGCCAAAAAAAAAAAAGUGAGCUGACUCUCUGGUGACUGAAUGGGACCCAUGUCAUGACUCUGUGCUGGCCAUAGGGGAACACGGUUGAUCAUUCAAGUCAGGUGAUCUACUUUAUGGGUGUUACAAGGGACCACAACAAAACGAUAGCUUCAUUUUCACACACUUUCUGGUUGAAGAAAAGGUUGUCAUUGCAGCUGCUAGAUGUGCUUGUUGGGGGGUUUGUGCACAAUAUUGACCAGGUAUAAUCACAGUAAAAGAAACACCAGCAUCAAGUUAUUUUAUUGUUCAGCACUAGUUUUCGGUGCUUCUAUUCGCAUGGGCUGACAUUUAUUUUACUCACGAUGGCUACGUAGAUAAAUUCUCAUCGUAGCUUGUGUGUCGUCAUCUCUUGCAUUUCUUUCCUGCUAAUAUUUAUUUUUGUAUUUUAUUUUGUUAAUGUGUCAGUUCUGAUAUUAUACAGUAGAGAAAGAGAUAGGAAAGAUGCAAGAGAAAUGAUCACAUGCAUGAUAGGAGUACAGACUGUGGUGUCUGUAUCGGCUUUAGCCCUCGGUCAGAACGUUUCUUUUAAACUUGGUUUAUUUCUUAAUUAUUAUUAUAUACCACCUAAAAUCUAGAUGAUCUGCUUAAUCAGGAAUGUGUGGGUGCGGUUUGAGAAGAUUUAAUUGACAACAUUAGCAAACAACCCAACACCUCAAUAGAUUCUGAUUCAACUGUUACUUAAUCCUGAUUGGUGCUCGUCACCCUUUUCCACCUGAGCACCACCCAUGUCAAACCAGUGAUAUUAGCACAGACAGAAAUCUCUCAUUUGAAAUAACAAAACAGUUCAAACUCUGGCGGAAAAUAGUCUGUGUAAGUCCACAUUACUCAUAGACCAAACAGUAUAUCUCUAUGUUACAUAAUGACAAAGAAAAAACAGGAGGACGUUAAUAUAUUCAGGUCUGUAGAACCCAGUAUAUGUAGUUUAUAUAAGAGGUUUAGUAGCAUGUGUUGCUAAGACUGCACUGGGAUUUAGCUACAGACAAGUCAAAAUGUGAGAAAGUUACCAAUGUGUGUAAAGAUAUUUACAGACCGCUGUUACUAACUUAGUUCACACACUCUUGGUGUAACGUGUUUAGUUAAAAUGACUCUCAGGCGUCUCAGUAGGUAAGAAGCUCAUGUUAGUUUAUGUACAUUAAAGGACCUUGUAACUGUAAAAAAAAAAAAA
Messenger RNA from Cottoperca gobio, 3277 nucleotides. It is a transcript of the gene stc1, whose product is annotated as stanniocalcin 1. The record is from RefSeq and is a predicted model, not a curated record. Gene Ontology annotation, cellular component: extracellular region. Lineage: Eukaryota; Metazoa; Chordata; Actinopteri; Perciformes; Bovichtidae. Gene Ontology annotation, biological process: intracellular calcium ion homeostasis. Gene Ontology annotation, molecular function: hormone activity.